Molecule: messenger RNA, 1350 nt
Organism: Plasmodium knowlesi strain H
Lineage: Eukaryota; Apicomplexa; Aconoidasida; Haemosporida; Plasmodiidae
Exons: 1
Coding region: 1-1350 (449 amino acids)
Biological process (GO): mRNA splicing, via spliceosome
Cellular component (GO): U2-type spliceosomal complex; RES complex
Molecular function (GO): RNA binding
Source: RefSeq, a predicted model, not a curated record
AUGGAAGAAUACUUGCGAAAAAGGUAUCUGCAGAAGGAGCCAAAAAAGGAGAAGCGGAAAAAAAAAAGUAAUGUAAAAAUAUAUGACAGUGAGGAAGAGGACAGAAAAUUUCAUGCACACAUAGGAGAUGAUCCCCCUUCGGAAGAUGACCCUUUCGUGGUGGAGGAAUCAGACGAAAGUUCCGAUGUUCCCAUAGUGGUCACGGGAGAUAAUAACACAGAAAUUGUGAACAUAUCAAAAGAAAGCAAAAAAAAAAUUUUUUUAAGUUUGAAGGGAGAACUCAGUACAGAGAAGUUGAUUGAAGAAACGAAGGAAGAGCCAUGCAGGAGGAGUGUAAAGAAGUUGAGGAAGGGAAAGGACAGAUGCAGUCGGGGAGGAAAAAAAGGAGGAUCUACUAGUGGAAGGAGCGACAAAGGUGAUGAGUCAUCUGGGCGGGAUUCCCAAAGUAGUAACUUUUCCAGGGAUGGAGAUGGGGGAGGGCGUCGCGCAACGGGGGAUAAGGCAAAGGGUGGUAGAUCAGGCAACGCUAGUAGUAGUGAUUCCGAUUUUUCCCCCCCGAGAAGGUUAAGAAGUGGUAAUGGGGGAGGAGGAAGACAUCGUAAUAGUAGUGAGAGUGACUCGGAUUUGUCUCCCCCGAGAAAGUUACGAAGCCGCGCAAGGGGGAAGCGGUCUGAGUCGGGAUCUCUAUCAAGUUCCAAUAUUGACAGUGAAGAUAGUAAGGAUGCACGUGACAAUAGGAAAUUCCCGUCAUCUUCAGAGAAAGGUAAAAAAAUGCAAGUAGGGAGAUCCUCCGAAAAAAACAAAAAUCAAAACAUGGAGUCUACCGUCUAUAGGGACAAAGGAGGGAAAAUAAUCUCGAGGGAGGAAUGGAUCAGCAUACAAAAAAUGGAUAUGAAUACCAAGUAUAGAAGAGGUGGAAAGAAAGGAGUAGAAGAAGAAGACCCAGACGUGGACAAAUCGAAAAAAAAAAACAAAGACGCGAAGGAAAUAGAAUGGGGAAGUGGACUGAUUCAAAAAGAAAUGAGGAAAAAAAUUUUGGAGGAAAAUGAUAAAUUGGUUAAAAAAAAAAAUAUUGUAAAUUAUGAGUUCGACUCAGAUUACGAUGUAGAGUUAAGGAAGGCGAAGAGGAAGGAAGAUCCCAUGAAUAAGUAUUUGGAUCACACGAAGGAGCAACCACAAAAGGCUAUGUGUCGGUAUCAGUCUCCCUAUAACAGGUUCAACAUUCUCGCCGGCUACAGGUGGGAUGGUGUUGUUCGUGGAAAUGGUUUUGAAAAGAGGAGAUUCGAGGCCCUCAAACUGAAACAACAUCGGGACAAAGUGGCCUACCUUAACAAGAUCUCGGAUUUGUGA